This is a messenger RNA of Cylindrotheca closterium, 1797 nucleotides long. The record is from the annotation of a GenBank genome assembly. Lineage: Eukaryota; Bacillariophyta; Bacillariophyceae; Bacillariales; Bacillariaceae.
AUGAAGAAUACACCGCAGAUUGUCAUAACGAUCCUUUGCUUUAUCACGGUUGUAUUCAUCCCUCUGAUUGUACUAAUCACAUGGCCAAAGGAUUCAUCGGGUGGAUGGCAGGUGGGACAAACGGGCGAUGAUGAGUGGCAGGUGGAACACGUUGGAGGCAUGGGGUUUGAUAAGAUGAACUCGAAUGUCUAUCUGACAUCAAGUGCUACAAGCGGAGGCAACGCUACAACUGCCAGAUGCUUGAUUCGAAUGCUUUCCUUCUCUGCAGAGACUGGGUUUGCAUCGGUAAAUCAUCGUGUCUUUCCAAGAAGUAGUACUUGGCCAGAUGAUUAUACAUGUCCUGGAGAUCCAAGAUGUAUACUGCGGAGGCAUCUGCAGGAAGAUUUUCAGCAAGUGGAUGAAACUAGUUAUCCAUACACAUGUUCCAACAUAUAUAUUGAAAAUGACAAAGCUGUCAUUCUGGGUCGUCUGUCGCACGAAUCAGCAGAGUCAACGCCUCAUGGUGGAUUGGUGAUGGUGAUGAAGCUGGAUUCGAACAAAAUUGGUGGAACCGAAACGCAGGAAUUCAGACUGCGCGAAGAACCGUUGGUGGCUGCACUCGAUGGUGAAGAUAUAUUAUACCUGACUUCACACUCACACUCUACCCCGAGAUCAAUAAAUCUGUUCCGCUAUUUUCAUUCCGAAGGUACCUGGAAAUUUGAUUGGAGAACCAAUCACGUGGUAUCGGGACAUGGCGAAGGGACAUAUAUUGCGAGUCUGAAUGUAAUUCUUGGGGGCCAGUACUUGAUCCUUUCUGGCAGUAACGCUCAAGACCAUGAUCAUAGUUCGGGGCAUUUUGGAGUCUAUGAUGCAAGAGAUGGAUCCAUCGUGGAAGACGUUCAUGGCAGCAGCAGUGUCCUCCAAGAACCAAAUGCCCAAAAGCACGAUAUUGAGUGUGUCUGCGUUGAUGAACAACAGUCAGACGAGAGCGUUGCGAUUCUGUAUCGAGCAUCUACCGUCAGCUUAAACGGCAAGACUUUCUCGAUCGUGAACAAACUUCGACUCGAAAAGGACAUUGAAAGUCAGCAACUGCGGCAGUCUCAUAUUUGGACGGAGGAAAUCAUGCACGCUUCCAUGGAAAAGUGCCAAGUAGCAAACGAAGCUUUGAUCCUGGCUGGAUACGCCCACAGUCACAGUACCGGUGCGGCCCUUACCAUUUCGAAGCAUUCCACGUUGAACGGGGGCAUCCUAUGGACCACAAAACAAUCGACUGAUGUUCGAUUGGCGUUGGCAGACAUUGUGAUGGACAAUCAAAACAAUGUUCUAGUUUACGGGCAAGUAAGCAAAGACGACGAUCGCAGUGAUAAUGUUGUACUGCAGGCUCUCGACGGGUCUACUGGAAAGGUUUUGGCGCAGAGCAACAGCCCACCAAUGGUUGCGACGCAAAGGGGAUCUGCGAGCAGUCCACGCGGUAGAUCUUGGGACAUUGUGUCUCGCGAAGAGCUUAUAUCCAACUACCAGUUUCCAAUGACAAUUCUAAUUGUUGGAUUGAUAGUCUCUAUACUUUUGGUUCUAUGCAUGGCUGCCAGCUACCGUGAAAGUGCCAAGGAACAAGAGAGAAAAACGUUCCAAAAACGAAUCAUGAACGUAUUCUCUUAUCUGAAGCCCUUCGAAGCGACAGAAGUCGACCUUCAGCAAUCGCCAACAGGCGGUUUCAAUGGCACGUACACCGAUGAACUUGUCAACAAAGAAUCCGAAACCGAAAAGGUUAGUGUGCUGCAAGACUCCGCCAGUAAACCCCUGUCAGCUCGACUGUAA